UCAAGUUCAUUCAUCACAGCAAUUCAGAGCAUGUCUCACGCUGAAGUCGGCGACAUUUUGAUAUCUCUCUGCUACACAGCAAAAGACCAGACUCUGAACGUAUCGAUUAUGAAAACAAGCAAUUUAUCAGCUAGUCUAACGGCAUCGUCAGAAAAAGUUUACGUCAAAGCAUCUUUUACUCACGAUAACAAGCGAAUUGCAAAGCGCAAGACAAAUCUACACGAAGUGAGGUCCAAAUACACUAUAUUCAACGAAGCCCUAUUGUUUCGUGUCCCUCGAGAUGUACUCGAACAAUCGACUCUUAGUAUCUCACUCAAUCGAUACAACGUCGUCGGAAAGAGCUCGACAAUCGGCGUAGUCUCGUUUGGCCCACUGUCUUUUGGACCAGAGGCUGCGCACUGGUAUGACAUGCUCGCCAAGCCAGAGAAUUUUAGUGCGAUGUGGCAUAUAUUAAGGGGAUUUAAGUUCGGUGAACGUGGAUUUCAAUCACCAAAUUGAUCAAGGAAGGACAUCAUGGUAUUMUUUUAAUUCAAAGAGACAAACUGUAGCUCCCAUAAAUAAACGAAUGGCUGUUUACGUAGUUGAAAAUAUGAUAAMAAUUCAUAUGAAAUAGUUAUAAAGUAUAUUUUCACGAAAUAUUGAAACACAUAGUGUACCUAUAUUAAUAAAAAGAUAUUCAAACUUUAAA
This is a messenger RNA of Exaiptasia diaphana, 688 nucleotides long. RefSeq names its product synaptotagmin-C. Lineage: Eukaryota; Metazoa; Cnidaria; Anthozoa; Actiniaria; Aiptasiidae. The record is from RefSeq and is a predicted model, not a curated record. Gene Ontology annotation, molecular function: calcium ion binding; syntaxin binding; phosphatidylserine binding. Gene Ontology annotation, biological process: calcium ion-regulated exocytosis of neurotransmitter; regulation of dopamine secretion; regulation of calcium ion-dependent exocytosis.